AUGAUUUCCGCUACCCUCACGUUUAUAAAAUCUCUACCUCUCUACGACGAAGAGAAACCAUAUUUCUUAAAAAUUCCGCACAAUGAAGCCUCGCAGGUUUUUCGUAAAACAAAUCUUGAGUAUUCGUCACGAGAUGGGAUUGCUAUCGAAGAUAUUCGGGAACAAGGCCUAGACGCGUUCUCUCUCGCGGAAAAUGGCUUCCAAGUCUUAACCUACCAGACCAAAUCUCCACUCGACCUUGUAAAAGGGGAUAUCAAACCUUACUGCCAUGAGAUUACCGAACUCAUUUCCAGGGAGUGCAAUGCGACACAUGUAGUCUGUUAUGACUAUCGGCUUCGGCGAAGUGACUUGGAGAUCACCGCUUAUGAAGAAAAUGAAGAAAGAGGCAGAAACAUAGCUGCACCACCUGUAUAUCCUGCUCACAUUGAUCAUACGGUAGAAGGAGGACCAAACCGAAUUCGAAGGCAUCUGACCAAGGAAGAAACUGAGAUGUAUAUGAACGACAAGUUUAGGGCUCGCAUUAUUAAUGUUUGGCGCACCAUAGACAAUCCAAUUGAGGAUUGUCCACUCGCCAUAUGUGACCCUCAGACUGUUGACACGAAGGACUUAAUGGCUACGGAUCGUGUCACUCCGGAUUUUGCGGUUGAAAUGUAUUACGUUCAAUUCAAUCCCGAUCAGCGCUGGUACUGGUUACGGAAUCAGACCACAUCUGAACUCCUUCUUUUCGUUAACUAUGAUUCUAUGUGCAAGACUGAGGGAUCCAAAUGGAUGACUUGCCCCCACGCGGCAUUCAAGAACCCCGAAGCUCGAAAGGACGCACCAUUGCGGAGCAGUAUUGAAGUCAGACUGAUUGUUUUCACUCCGAUUGACAAUUAA
Penicillium griseofulvum is the source of this 876-nucleotide messenger RNA. RefSeq lists its product as uncharacterized. The transcript has 4 exons. The record is from RefSeq and is a predicted model, not a curated record. NCBI's taxonomy places the organism in Eukaryota, Fungi, Ascomycota, Eurotiomycetes, Eurotiales, Aspergillaceae. Gene Ontology annotation, molecular function: oxidoreductase activity. The coding region runs from base 1 to 876 and encodes 291 amino acids.